AUGACCGCAGAUCUCAACAUCUCCUACACUCCCGCCACUGUGCCCGCUGCGACUGCCGCCAAGAUGAACGGCAACGUCGACAUGCAGAGCGCUAAGCGAGCGCCUGAGGUUAACGGACACAAGGAGCCUGGGUACAAGACGCAGCGCGCGCCGACGGACCUCGUCUCACGCUUCAUCGAGCAGUGGCGCGAACUUGAGCAGUACAAAUCCGGCAAGACCAUCGUUGUCGACGGACAGUCGCUCUCGAUCGCUGCGGUCGUCGCCACCGCGCGUUACAGCGCUGGGGUGGCACUCGAUGACUCGCCUGAAGCUCGCGCGCGCGUUGACAAGAGCCGUAAGGUUAUUGUCGAUGCGGUUGCUGCUGCUCGUAGUGUUUACGGGGUCAGCACCGGCUUUGGUGGCAGUGCCGACACCCGCACGGACAACACGAUCGCACUUGGCCAUGCGCUGCUUCAGCACCAUCACACCGGCAUCUUACCCUCAGCACCGCGUAUCCACGAUGUCCUUCCAUUGUCUGACUCGUUCGCAGUAACGGCUAUGCCUGAGGCAUGGGUCCGCGGUGCAGUCCUCGUUCGCGCCAACUCACUUGUUCGCGGCCACUCAGCGGUUCGCUGGGAGCUUCUUGAGCGCAUGGCCGCUCUCUUACGCGAAGACAUAACGCCCUUUGUUCCGUUGCGUGGCAGCAUCUCAGCUUCUGGUGACUUGACGCCGUUAUCGUACAUCGCGGGCGCUAUCACCGGUAACCCCACGAUCCGCGUCUAUACGGGGCCCCGCACUGCGCACGGUCGUGAAGUUCAGCGCGCGCCAGAGGCGCUCGCGGCAGCUGGACUUGCACCACUUCCGCUGCUCGCCAAGGAACACCUGGGCAUUAUGAACGGGACGGCGUUCAGUGCUGCACUAGGCGCUCUAGUGGCACACGAUGCUGCACACCUGGCACUACUUGCACAGGUACUCACAGCUCUCGGGACGGAGGCGCUCCUUGGUGUACGCGCCAACUACGCGCCGUUCAUCCACGAAGUCGCGCGCCCCCACCCUGGUCAGGUCGAGGCUGCGCGUACGAUCUGGGAUCUCCUUGAGAACAGCCCUCUUUCGUUCGGCCAUGAGAAAGAUGUCUCAAUCGACGAGGACCGAGGCGAACUGCGUCAGGACCGUUACCCCCUUCGCACGGCGCCUCAGUUCCUCGGCCCGCAGCUCGAAGACAUCAGUGCGGCACUGAGUACGCUGACGACUGAGUGCAAUAGCACAACGGACAACCCUCUCUUCGACGGCGAGACCGGAGAGGUGCACCAUGGCGGUAACUUCCAGGCUAUGGCCGUCACGGGCGCGAUGGAGAAGACGCGCUUAGCCCUCGCGGUUAUCGGCAAGUUGCUCUUCUCGCAAAGCACCGAGCUCGUCAACCCUGCUAUGAACCGCGGCUUGCCGCCUUCUCUUGCCGCCAGCGACCCAAGCUUGAACUACCAUGCGAAGGGGCUGGACAUCGCUACCGCCGCCUAUACCGCUGAACUCGGCUACCUCGCCAACCCCGUCAGCACACACAUACAGAGUGCUGAGAUGCACAACCAGGCCGUCAACUCGCUCGCGCUUAUCUCCGCUCGCGCGACCCUCACUGCCACGGAAGUCCUCAGCAUGCUCAGUGCAACGUACCUUUACCUGUUGUGCCAGGCCAUCGACCUUCGUGCUCUACAGGCCGACUUUGACGCGGGUCUGGAGCGCAUCGUUCGCGAGGAGCUCUCCACGCACUUCUCCACAUAUGCCAACACCGAUGGUCUACUUCUCCCACAAGUACUCCCAGCUAUGCGUGCUGCCCUUGAUACGACCGGAACCAUGGACGCCACGGAGCGCAUGAUCGCCGUUGCAGCUGCAUCGGCGCCCGUUCUUCUGGACGCGCUUGCCGGCUCUGGCUGCCCGCUUGACGCUAUCGCCGCUUUCCGCGCCUCCUCUGCAUCUCGUGCCUCGGCCCUUCUGCAGACUCUGCGCAGUGAGUACCUCGAGGGCAGCCGUGGUCGCGCUCCCGGCGCACAAAUUCUCAAGCGUACGCGCCCGCUGUACGAGUUCGUGCGAGUCAAGCUCGGCGUCCGCAUGCAUGGCGCGGAGAACGCCGCCCUGUUCCCCAACGGGCUUGGUGUCGACUCUCCCAGCAUCGGCGAGAACGUUAGCAGGAUAUAUGAGGCUAUCCGGGACGGUGAGAUGCAGAGUGUUGUAGUCGGUAUGUUCGCGUAG
Molecule: messenger RNA, 2220 nt
Organism: Peniophora sp. CBMAI 1063
Lineage: Eukaryota; Fungi; Basidiomycota; Agaricomycetes; Russulales; Peniophoraceae
Source: the annotation of a GenBank genome assembly